Messenger RNA from Pteronotus mesoamericanus, 1563 nucleotides. It is a transcript of the gene UFSP2, whose product is annotated as UFM1 specific peptidase 2. NCBI's taxonomy places the organism in Eukaryota, Metazoa, Chordata, Mammalia, Chiroptera, Mormoopidae. The coding region runs from base 1 to 1485 and encodes 494 amino acids. The record is from RefSeq and is a predicted model, not a curated record. The transcript is spliced from 12 exons.
AUGACGACCAGUCCAGACCCGCCCGCUGAGCUGGUGAGCGGACGUCAGCGCCGCUGUCAUCGCCACGUCGCAGGCAUGGUGACUUCAGAGACUAUGGAUAUACUCUUCAGAAUAAGGGGAGGGCUUGAUCUAGCUUUUCAGCUAGCUACUGCUAAUGAAAUUUUUAUCAAGAAAGCACUAAAACACGUGUUGAGUGACCUGUCAACCAGGCUUUCUUCGGAUGCACUGGUGUUCAGAAUUCGCCACAGCUCACUGUACAUGUGGCCUAACAGCGACAGAAACACUGUACCAGGGGAACUGACUGACGAUUCGGCUUGUAAGACCAUCUUGCGUUUUAUUCAAUGUGAACAGGAAGAAGAUAUAAAACGAAAAUUCAUGAGAAAGAAAGACAAAAAGUUAUCAGACAUGAAUCAAAUAGUAAAUAUAGACCUUAUGCUGGAAAUGUCAACCUCUCUGGCGGCCGUAACCCCCGUCAUUGAAAGAGAAAGCGGAGGACACCACUACGUCACUAUGACAUUACCGGUGGAUGCAGUUCUGUCCGUUGCUCCUGAAGAAGCCUGGGGGAAAGUUCGUAAACUUCUAGUUGCUGCAAUUCAUAAUCAACUAACUGAUAUGGAAAAGUGCAUUUUGAAAUACAUGAAAGGAACAUCGAUUGUGGUCCCUGAACCGCUGCACUUUUUAUUACCGGGGGAAAAAAGUCUUGUGACAAUUUCCUAUCCAUCAGGAAUUCCAGACGGGCAGCUGCAGGCCUACAGAAGGGAAUUACAUGAUCUCUUCAACCUGCCACAUGACAGGCCUUAUUUCAAAAGGUCUAAUGCCUAUCACUUUCCAGAUGAACCAUACAAAGAUGGUUACAUUAGAAACCCACACAUUCAUCUCAAUCCACCUAAUGUAGAGACUGGUAUGGUUUAUGCGGUCCAGGGCGUCUACGGCUACCAUCACUACAUGCAGGACCGCGUGGACGACAACGGCUGGGGCUGCGCGUACCGGUCUCUGCAGACCAUCUGCUCUUGGUUUAAGCACCAGGGGUACACAGAGAAACCCAUUCCCACCCACAGAGAAAUUCAGCAGGCCCUGGUGGAUGCUGGGGACAAACCAGCCACCUUUGUGGGGUCGCGGCAGUGGAUCGGCUCCAUCGAGGUGCAGCUGGCGCUGAACCACCUGAUGGGCGUGACUUCAAAGAUCCUGUUUGUCAGCCAAGGCUCUGAAAUGGCCUCGCAGGGGCGGGCGCUGGCCCAGCACUUCCAGCGCGAAGGCACUCCGGUCAUGAUCGGGGGAGGCGUUUUGGCCCACACAAUACUGGGAGUUGCUUGGAAUGAGAAUACAGGGCAGACAAAAUUUCUGAUUUUAGAUCCACAUUAUACAGGCGGUGAAGAUCUGCAGGUUAUUUUGGAAAAGGGCUGGUGUGGAUGGAAGGGCCCAGACUUCUGGAACAAGGAUGCUUACUACAACUUAUGUCUUCCUCAGCGACCAAAUAUUAUUUAAAACAUCUUGGACUCAAAGACUGCAGCAGAGUUUAUCAUAAAUGUGUUAAUAAAAAAAUUAAUUUAAUUUCAAAUUAAA